AUGGAGUGGUCAGACCAGCAGCAGCAGCAGCAGCAAGAGAGCAGCAGCAGCAGCAAGAGAGAGCAGCAGCAGCAGCAGCAAGAGAGCAGCAAGGCAGCAGCAGCAGGAAAGAGGCAGCAGCAGCAGCAGCAAAAGGCAGCAAUAGAAGCAGCAGCAGCAGCAGCAGCAGCAGCAGCAGCAGCAGCAGCAAAAGGCAGGAACAGAAGCAGCAGCAGCAGCAGCAAAAGGCAGGAAUAG
Molecule: messenger RNA, 237 nt
Organism: Eimeria necatrix
Lineage: Eukaryota; Apicomplexa; Conoidasida; Eucoccidiorida; Eimeriidae
Exons: 1
Coding region: 1-237 (78 amino acids)
Source: RefSeq, a predicted model, not a curated record